AUGAGCUCUGAUAUACCAGCUAACAAACCUGAGCUCUUGCGUUCUUGGGCGCUUGCGUUCGAAAAUGCUGGAAAUUUGCAAAAGGAAUAUCACGGCAAGGUAUGCGUCGAGAAUUGCGUUGGCUUCUGCCAGAUUCCUCUAGCCGUCGCAGGCCCUUUGCAGGUGGCUGGAUCAGUUUCGCCGGGCAAAGUCUACGCUCCACUCGCCACUUACGAAGGGACACUCGUUGCCAGCUGUUCCAGAGGAUGCAAAGCAUUCAACGCUUCUGGAGGAAUUCACAUCGAGAUCCUCAGCAACAGCAUGAGUCGAGGUCCUGUAUUCACUUUUGACAACCCCGACCAUGCCGUUAUAUUCACGAAACAGUUACCGGCUUUGAAACCAAUCUUUUCACAAUGGGCGGAGGAAACAAGUGCACACUUGCGGGAGUGCAGCUGGCCAGAACAUGGUCACCAAGGCCACCCAGCACGCCUGUGA
Messenger RNA from Fusarium odoratissimum NRRL 54006, 474 nucleotides. Its product is annotated as hydroxymethylglutaryl-coenzyme A reductase. Gene Ontology annotation, molecular function: hydroxymethylglutaryl-CoA reductase (NADPH) activity. The coding region runs from base 1 to 474 and encodes 157 amino acids. NCBI's taxonomy places the organism in Eukaryota, Fungi, Ascomycota, Sordariomycetes, Hypocreales, Nectriaceae. The record is from RefSeq and is a predicted model, not a curated record. Gene Ontology annotation, biological process: coenzyme A metabolic process. The transcript is spliced from 2 exons.